AUGGUGACCAUGAAGGAACGUAGUAGUCCUUUCCGUCUAAAACGUUCAUAUCCGCAUUGCGAUAGUAGAAGGUCGGUGGUGAUUUGCGAGUGCGACCAAACAAAUGGAAUCGCUUGUGUGCUUCAUCCCACAGGAGAAGAUCCCUCGGGGCUUUCUCAGACUUCUUACGAAUCCCAUAGGACUAGCGCGGAACGUUCAACCCAGCGUUACCUCAAGUCCAUCCGAUAUGGCAACGGAACCCCGACUCGUGACAUCAAUUGGGAAAUCAUUUCGCCAUUACCGAGAGACCUACCAUGGUGCUUCGAAGUCAUCUUUGACUACGGUGAACAUGACGAAGAGAAGCCAACAACAGAUGCCAAGUGCAACUGGCAUGUGCGUGAAGAUCCAUUUUCAGUAUACAAGAGUUGUUUCGAAAUCCGGACAUAUCGCCGCUGCAACCGAGUUCUGAUGUUUCAUCACUUCCCCGAGGAGUUAAAACGGCAGGACUGUCUAGUCUAUUCUACUUGCUUCCAAUAUCAUACAGAUCCAGAUUCCGGAUCGGCAUUUCUCGAUUCGUGCACUCAGAACGGCUACAGUCCUAUCGGAGAAGAUGAGUACCAGACAUCAAGUCUACCGGCAUUCAGAUUCGAGUAUCAGAAGACUCCGCCACCCUGUAAAUUAGAAACGAGAGAGCUCGCUGCGUGGAUACCGGAGUUCAAAAACAGUGCAACGCAAUGGAUUGACCUGAAUGGUGAAGGGGCCCCAGGUGUGCUGGCGGAACUGCCGGGGGCUUGGUACUAUCGACGCAAUCUCACAAGUGACCUUGGAACUCAGCUUGGAGACCCACAGCUGGUGGAUACAAUCCCUAGUAUGCUCAACGAUCACAUGUGGGAGUUUGAAGAUAUUGCAGGGGAUGGCUUGCCGAGUGUUGUCAUUGAAGCACCGGACAUGAAGAUGCACGGGUUCUACGGACGGGAAAGUAAAGGAGGCUGGAACCCUUUCACCCCGUUCGAGUCCAAUCCGAUACUGUUUUCUGCUGGUAGGCACAAUGUUAGAAGAGUCGAUUUGACCGGUGAUGGACGUGCCGACUUGUUGCAAAUGGUCAAUGAUAUGAAUGAAGAGUUUGCAUGGUGUAAGUCUCUUGGAACCGGCGGUUAUGGACCAGCCCGGAGUACAGCCGGGGCACCCAAAUUGUUCUUAGGGGACCCAAACUCAGCAAUCUUGCUCUGUGAUAUGAGCGGCGAUGGUCUAGCUGACAUUGUGCAUUUUGGUAACGGCAAUAUCUGCUACUGGCCAAACAUGGGUUAUGGCACAUUUGGGGCACAGGUGGUGAUGGGAAAUGCUCCAGCGAUGGCCAGUCCGAGUGAAUUCUCAUCAUUGCGUAUCCGCACAGCGGAUCUUACUGGCUCUGGCACCACUGAUUUGAUUUACCUUCUACCUGACGGUGGGGCCAUGGUAUACUAUAACCAGGUGGGAAACCGGUGGAGCGAAGGCUGUCUGCUGCCAUUCAUCCCGGCUUUAGAUCAUACCUCUUCUGUCGAUGUUCUAGACAUCACUGGGAGAGGUACGCCAUGUUUAUGCUGGGCCUCGAAUCUCCAUGGUAACGCUAGUAAUGGGGGCCUGGGCACUAUUCGCUACAUUGAUCUGACCGGAGGGCAACGGCCUGGGCUACUCUCCAGAUCUCUCAAUGGGAUCGGAGGAGAAACUACGCUUGAAUACCGAUCAUCAUCUAUGUUCUACCGGGAGGAUGAACGUAACGGGCGGCCGUGGACGACAAAAAUGCCAUUCCCUAUUCAGUGCGCUUCACGAAUCGAGGUUGUCGAUCAUAUUGCGCAAACAAGUCAUAUCAAGCGUUACGACUACCAUAACGGCUACUACGACCCCAUAGAUCGUCAAUUCCGGGGUUUUCAAAUGGUUGAAACUUGGGACGCAGAGGAAUAUGAGGCAAAGACAGCAUCCAGCUUUCAGCGACCACCUGUGCUCAGCCGUUCGUGGUAUUAUCUUGGCCAUGAAGAGGUUGAUAGUGAUGAAGCCCUUCCUUGGAGAUUUUUAGUUUGUCACCCACAGCAUGCGGAUAUCUCGAGUGCAAAAAUUCCCUCUAACAUUACACCCCAAGAGAGACACGAAGCCUAUCGAGCUCUGGCUGGAAGGCCACGGCGACAGGAACUUUUCAGCUCUGAUGCAAGUGAUGGACGGACUGCACUUCCUUAUAUGAUAACUCAGCAAAGAUAUGAGGUUGUACUGGAGCAGAAGAUUGUCGAUAAGCAGCGACACGCAGUCUAUAGAGUUAACGACCUUGAGGAACUAGAGAGCCAACUUCUUGACUACGACGACCAGCGACGACAGACAGAAACUGUCAUCGAGUAUACUGAGACAACUUGCACCAAUGCAGUGAAGGCUGAAAACUACUUCCACACUCCGCUUGUGGCUGGGGUUCGGCGUUAUCGAGUGUUUCCCGUGUCGCCGCCAGGCGGCUUGACUCGUUACUCCUGGGAUGAGCUGGCGGCGGACGAUUUCAAGAUCUUAAAACAAGCAACCGAGGUCCCGGCCCACCAGGGCCUUCCAGAUGUAUUUGCUCAAGAAAACCCAAAGAGUUGCAAAACUCUCUUGACUGCAGAACAAGUCCUUUACACGGACGAUAUGCGCAAUCCUCUAGAUUUCGCAGUUCUCAUGCCUUUUUCGAACGUAUACCAGACAUACAAGCUCGUAUUUACUUCGGAAUUUCUCGCCAAAGCAUAUUCUGACAUACCGACCAACCUUGAGGCUGCACAGCUACAAGCAGGUGGCUAUGUAGAGCGCCCGGCGUCAAGUGGCCAAUGGUGGUUACCAUCCUCGCGUGCGCUUCUUGAAGAUCCCCUUUCAGAUGAUUGGCUGGCAGCAGCGCGCUCGCAUUUCUAUAUUCCCAAUGGUCACAUUGACCCGUUUGGCAAUGUCUCCAGAGAAUAUUAUGAUCGUCACUGCCUGCUGACGACGAGCUCUAGCGACGCUUCUCUCAAUACUACCGUGUACCAGCAGGAUUAUGCGAGACUACAACCCACUCUUAUCACCGAUGCGAACAUGAACCAAAUACAGAUGGCUUUGGAUUCACUGGGGCUUCCCAUCGGAAUCGCUACGAGGGGUAAAUCUGACGACUUUGUUGGCGACAAUGUGGACGAUGUGCCGUUGAAACUAGAUGACAAGGACCUAAAGAAUUUCCUCUUGAAUCCUACUGAAAAGGCCGCUCAGCUUCUGGGAAAGGCGACAAGUCGUACGAUCUACGAUUUUCAUCGUUAUGAGAAGACGACUGGUUCAUCGCACCAGCCCGACCACUUAACUCCCCCAUUCAUGGCCCAACUGGUUCGCCACAAUCACUGUGCGUUGAAUGAACAUGGUCUCAACCAGACACAAAUCUCAAUUCAUAUCACCUAUAUCAACGGCACUGGCCAAAGCAUCCAGGAGGCCACCUUCACCUGUAAAGAGAAUCCAAGUGGCUCACCAACCUGGAACAUUACUGGAUGGGUCCGACACGACAACAAGGGUGACACGCCAUCAUUUUCAAGCGCCAACGGAAACCUGACCCUGCCAGCGACCACAUUCGUUCGAGAUCCACUCGGUCGUGUUGUCGGAGUUCUGAAUGCCGAUCAUACCUGGACCAAAACUCGUUUUACGCCAUGGAUGGAGUCAUCCUUUGAUGCGGGAGACACAAUCUUAAUUGAUCCAACCAGUGACGUGGACGUUGGCAGCUACUUCCGACAAUUGAAAUUGGCCCCUGGCUUUACUAGUUGGUAUCACCAGCGGACAGACAAUGCUUCUCAUCAAUACAACAAAUACGAUGAGAAAGCCGCGCAGCAGUCCAAAAUAUACCAUGAUACGCCCGUAACCACACACCUAGACGUAUUUGGUCACCCCAUCAUUCAGGGAACUAGUAAUGGCAUGGUGAAACGUGAGACCAAAACAAAAUUUGAUAUCCGAGGCAACCUGGAAAGGACCUUGGAUACUCUCGAGAGAACCGUUGAGAUUAGCCUGAGUGAUCUGCUGGGACGACCUGUUCGCACGUGCAAUAUGGACAAAGGAAAGCGGUGGCUCUUACUAGACUGCCAAAAUACUCCACUCUUGUCUUGGUCAGAUCGAGGCAUUCGGCAGCGCGUGGAGUAUGACAAGCUACGGCGGCCAACCAAUACUUGGGUCCAAUAUGGAGCCGCGGAAAAAGAGGUUCUGACAGUGCAAAGGAUCUAUGGCGAAGCAAAUGCGAAUGCAGUCUCGCUCAACCUCAAAGGCCAGUUGUGGCAGUGUUACGACCAAUCCGGGCUUCACACCAACCAUCGGUUUGACUUCAAGGGAAAUUGUAUCGAGUCCAGCAUCCGGUAUGCAGACGAGUACAAGAAAUUGAUAGAUUGGUCCGAAGCCCAGGAGGUUACCCUCGAAGAGGACGAAUACAAAAGCACAAUUACGUUCAAUGCGCUUGACCAGCCAUUAGACACAGUGGCAGAUGGGGUAGGUCGCGUACAACGAGAGUAUGAUGCGGCUGGCCGAUUACGGGCACUUCGAUCCUACGAUCGUAACAGCCACUCGGUGACAUCUUCAGCGGAAGGUAUUAUGUAUGAGCCCGAUGGCCAACUGAAGUGCGUCACCUUUGGAAAGGGGUCAAGGACCACCCACACCUAUGAUCGAAAGAGCCGUCGCCUUAUUGCCACUUGUAGCGUACGACUCAAAGACAAAAAGGUGUUGCAGAACCUCGUCCACACCCAUGACUGUAUGGGGAAUAUUGUACGUACCCAGGAUAGCACACAACAAGUUGUCUUCUUCCAAAAUAAGGUGGUGUCGCCUGAACGACAGUUCGAGUACGACUUACUCGGUCAGAUCGUCAGAGCCACGGGCCGCGAACAAGUCAAUGCUGCACACGGUGGAGGCAGAGCACUCAAACCGUAUGAUUUCAAUUCCGGAACACGCAAUAGCGGGUUGGGCGACGGCAGGCGAAUGAUACGCUAUGAGGAGAGCUAUACCUACGAUAAUGCCGGAAACCUACUUCUGCUACAGCACACACCCGCUAACCCUUACUCCGGCUGGACGAGAGAGUAUAAAUACAAUGAGGAAAGCCGUGUUUGCGACGCUCAAUUGAGCAACAGACUGUCAAGCACAUCGUCUGCUGGUAGACAACAGGACUACGAAUACGACGAUGAUGCUGGACGACACGGAUGCAUGACUGAAAUGCCCGGCUAUUCAUCGCUCAGAUGGGACUACACAGACAAAUUGCAAUCACUCUCAAUGCAACGGGUAUCUGUUUUGGCAGCACCAGAGACUACCUGGUACGUUUACGAUGCCAAUGGCACGAGAGUGCGAAAGAUCACAGAACGCAGUGCCGACCCCGCUGGCAAAACAACACCAACCAAAAGCAAAGAGACCAAGUAUCUGCCCCUCUUCGAACUUUUUGUGGCAUAUCAAGGCGAUGGCUGCAGUAGACGUCGCGAAAUAACUACCCUAAAUGUGGGUGAUGCUGCCCUGGGGACAGCUCCAAUCGCCACGCUCGAGAAGGGCCACAGCUCGGACCUGCUCGUCCAGUAUCAGCUAAGCCCGCAUCUAGGGUUGGAUAACAAUGCAGCGCCCAUUUUCUACGAGGAGUAUUCUCCCUUUGGUACCAGCACCUACCAGUAUCGGCAUAAAGGGGUUUCUCGCAAUUAUCGCUUCGCCGGCUACUACCGGGAUAAGGAAAGUGGCCUAUACCAUUGUGGGGAGCGAUACUAUGCGCCGUGGCUUGGCCGCUGGACAUCGCCAGAUCCACUGGGGACUGUGGACGGUCUAAAUCUUUACAUCUACGCAGGAAAUGACCCAGUGAAUUUUGAUGACCAUCGAGGGACUGCGAAACAAGGCAGAAAUAGGCAGGGUCAGCCUAGACAAAAUCAUGAGCCAAGUACCAGCCAAGGCCAGCCACACAGACCGGUUCAACAACAUCGCCAUUCAAACGAUAACAGCGACCGAGCCGGUCCCUCUGGGAGCCACACGAUAUAUUUUAGACCAUGUAUAGGACAUAACCAACAAGGCGGUAGAGCUGUUGCUCGCGCUGGCAAUCCAGGGCAUUUACAAGAGGCCGUUCCGUGCCGCACGUUUCAGCUGGAGCUUUGCGAUAUCAGAUGGUCCCAGAAGAAUGUUGCGCAAGAAGUUCAUGUUGUCCCGAAUGAUAAGAAGGGUAUACUCCGUGAGGCUGCGAAGGUGAAACGCCAAUUCAAACAGGCUAAAGCAGCCGGAUUGUCAGAGGAAGGCGCUGCCCAGAGAGCUCUCGAAUACUUCCAUCGCCGGUAUGACCACAUGCAUGUCACUCCAGUGCCUGUUGAACUGUCUGCGGCUGAAAAGGAAGGAAUGUCUGAAGUAGACAGGGCGAGAACAUGGUGGGCACUUCCUUAUUUCACACUUGACAAUCGACGUCUGACAGUUCUGAAAAAUGCCGGACUACCCCCAAAUACACUGAUCGAAGUGCAUCGAGCUAGCAUGGAGGAAAGUAUAGGAAGUUGGGGUGGGAUCAGAUUCCGGAACCUCCUGGAAAAUAUCGAACCGCUCGGCACUAGUCCUUACCUAAAUCGAAUAGAGCUGGAAAUAAUAGAAGCUCACGACCGAGGGGUGGCUUUCCCUGCAAACCUUACUGGAAAAUUCACCACGGAAACUUGGGGCAGGACUAUUACCAUCAGGCGGAAAAAACGGGAGAGUCAAUCCUGA
Aspergillus neoniger CBS 115656 is the source of this 6666-nucleotide messenger RNA. RefSeq lists its product as uncharacterized. Bases 1 to 6666 code for a protein of 2221 amino acids. Gene Ontology annotation, cellular component: cytoplasm. NCBI's taxonomy places the organism in Eukaryota, Fungi, Ascomycota, Eurotiomycetes, Eurotiales, Aspergillaceae. The record is from RefSeq and is a predicted model, not a curated record. The transcript has 4 exons.